AUGGGUAAAGGUCAUAAAGAUCGACGACGAGAAAAACGAGCUCGUGAAAUGGAAGACCAUGAUAAAGAUGAACGUUUAUUAAAAGAAGAAUUGGAAAAAGAAAAUGAAGAGCGACUAAUUAAUGAAAAAUUAAUUGAAACAUCAUCAGAUACAACAGAUUCUGGACAUGGUAGUAGUAGUAUUACAACAUCAACUGAUUCAUUACAAUUAUCAAAAAAUGAUCAACAAGAUGAAUUAAUAGAAAAUAAAAAACGACGAUCAUUAAUAAAAGGUCUUUAUAAUAUUGGUAAUACAUGUUUUUUUAAUGUUAUUAUUCAGUCCCUUGCUCAUAGUUCAUUAUUAAUUGAUGCUAUGUAUCAAACAAUACAUAUUUUAAUACAUAAAUAUGAAAAAAAAAGUUCAUCCAUGAUAACUGCUCAACUAAUGAAUGUAUUUGAUCAAUUUACAUCUGAUGAACGAAAAAAACCAAGUAUUGAUCCAAAGCCAUUAUUUAACUGUCUUAUUCAAAAAAUACCAUCUUAUAAAGGAUAUGAUCAACAUGAUAGUCAUGAACUAUUUAUGAAUCUUAUGUUGAUAUUACGUGCAGAAGAAAUUCAAUUAAAACAAUUAGAACAAAGACGACCUAUUAACUGCGAAAAUGAUGAUGAUCUGUCAAAAAUGUUUUGUUUAAUUGGUUGUAAUGAACCAUAUACAACAUAUGAUUCCAUUUUCGGUGGUCAUUUACUUGAUGUUAUGACUUGUAAAAAAUGCGGCAAGUCAUUAAUGAAAAUUGAACCAUUUCUUGGUCUAUUAUUACCUUUAACUGAUCGAGUGUCACCAUCGGAAAAUUAUCGUAAUCGACGUAAACGUGAUGAUUAUACAGGAAAUAAAUCAAAAAAAGAACCAAAAAUUUUAUCACGAAAACAACAGAAAGCAUUAGCAAAACACGAAAAGAAAAAUAGUAGAAGAAGUGCUAGAGUUGCCUCCAGUAAAAUCAAAGGUCGACAAUCAGCAAAUACAAAAGUUGUUCAAGAACAAUUGCCACUUGAGGAACCAUCUCCUGUAGUUUCCACUGAAGAAAUAACUGUAACAAUUGAAGAGAAUGAAACAAAAGAGUCCGUUGAUAUAAAAACAGAUAAUCCUAAUCAAGAAGAAAAAGACCAACUAACUACUACAAACAAUGACAAAGAAGAAGAGGAAGCGGAAGAAAAGUCGAACAGUGACGAUAGUGAUGAAGAUGAAGAAGAAGAAGAAUCUAAAGGUCCUUUAACAACUGUUGAAUCAACUUGUGUACUUUCUGAUAUGGUUUCAAAAUUAACACUAAUUCAUGAAACAGCAUCUCGUCCAUUACCAUUUGUUGAUGAGAGUAUUGCCCAAAAAUUUUUAAGUUGUCCCAAAGCAACAAAUGAUGCAGUGAUAACAAAUGAAACAGACGAUAUAAAAACAUUAGAACAAUGCUUUCAAAGAUAUUUUAAACCUGAAACACUUUCCGGCGAGAACCUAUUCGAUUGUUAUUAUUGUCGAUCAUUAGAUCAAUCACAAAAGAAAGUAUUAACAGAAGCAGUUCGUCAAACAGUAUUCUUUCAAUUGCCACCAAUAUUACCAGUUUUUCUUAAAAGAUUUCAAAUGUUCAAUUCUCAUAGUGAAAAAAUUAAUAAAUAUAUUGAAUUUCCUCUUCGACUUGAUCUAACUCAUCGUUGUUCAACUCAAAUAAUGUCGACUUCAGCAAUAUAUUCAUUGUAUGCUGUUAUUGAACAUUCUGGUACACUUCGAAGUGGUCAUUAUAUUGUUUAUAUCAAACAAUCAAUAAAUGAUAAUGAUUUAACAGAUAAACUAUAUUCAAAACCUAUAGAUUAUUUAUUUAAAAAUUUAUUUAAAAAUGCAACAGAUGAACAACCUAAUAGAAAUGAAGCGGUAGAUCCAUCAUGCCCACCACCAUCAUGGUAUUAUAUCAGUGAUAAUACUAUACAUAAAAUACCCGAAAGCAAAGUGCUUGAAGCUGAUGCUUAUGUUCUUUUUUAUCGAAGGAUUAACUAA
Molecule: messenger RNA, 2016 nt
Organism: Rotaria sp. Silwood1
Lineage: Eukaryota; Metazoa; Rotifera; Eurotatoria; Philodinida; Philodinidae
Source: the annotation of a GenBank genome assembly